AUGCUGGCAGACGUGACCGACACCUAUGGCCGUCCUCCAGUGGAGCGCGCAGCGCGAGGGAAAGGCGGCUCCAAGCACAAGAAAAAGAAGCGGCGUACAAAGCUGAGACACGUCGACGAGUCAGAGCAGGAUGCCUGGCUCGAUCGCGCGCGGCAGAGCGUGCACUGCUCGCUUUUCUGCGGCGGCACCAAAUGCCGACAGGAGAGCUGGGAGUCUAUGAGGGAGAAGGAGCAGCGCGCCGCGGCCAUCGAGGGUCUGCAGUCGAACUGGGUCGGCGACGACGUCAUCGCGAGCCAGCGACCGUCGACGUCGCUAUUUCUCAAAUACCCUAUUAUUGCUCAGUUUCAUUCCAAACAUAUCACUGGCGUGCUCAACCUACAGGAGAAGGGUGAGCAUGGCAACUGCGGACCGGAUGGUAUCUACGAGAGCAGCGGCUACAGCUACAACGGUGCCGAAGACCUAAUGCCGCACGGCAUCUCGUACUACGAAUUUCCGUGGCCUGACAUGACGACCCCGCAGCAAGACGUCGUGCUGCGCAGUGUGCAGGUCAUGGACUACCAUAUCAAGCAGAAAGGUAAGGUCCUGGUGCACUGCCACGCCGGGCUUGGUCGCACGGGGCUCAUGAUCGCGUGCUACUACGUGUACAGUCAGCACAUCCCGUCCCACGAAGCGAUCGCGCUGGUGCGCAAGUCGCGUCCUGGUGCCAUUCAGACGCGUCGCCAGGCGCAAUUCAUUGUGGACUUCGAGAAGCAUCUGUGGCGACUCUCACAGGCAUUCCGGGUUGAAAUCUCCGAUGCUUUGAUCGAUCUCAACCUUUUCAUUCAACGGCAGCACCUCGUCCUGCAUGGUGAGCAGGCAGACUUGUAUAAAAGCGUACCGCUCUUUCUUCAUACCAUCUUGUGCCGCCUGCUCAACCUGACGAAGGGCAACACAGAUGCGGCGCGACUGGCAUUGCGGUCUCUUGGCCCAAGCGCAGCCCCGACGGACACGACGCUGUCCGCGUGCCGCCUCGCCAUCAACCGUCGCCGCUUCCGCGUGCAGAGUGUGCGUGAUGUGUCUAUCCUGAGCUUUUUAGUGUGCGACUGGUUCCGCAGCACGUCGUCGCCGGCGCUGACGGAGGAGAAUUGCGACCAGAUCGUGAAGAGCAAGCGGAUGUCCUUCUCGAAACAGGAGGGCCUGCCACUGGAGAUUCGCCGCAUCCUGCCGAAGCCGGCACGCCACACGCUGGGGAUGGUCAUCUCUGCGCUCUACAUCAUUGCAAGGCAGGUGGACAACACCAACCUUACCAACUCCGCCUUCCACUGCAUUGUCGAUGCCUUCAACCACGCCUUCAACCCGAUCAAGGUUCGCCAUAGUCCGCUCGAGCGCGAGCUCAUUCACAAGUUUUUCUUGGACUGGGGUAGGAGUGUGGGGGACAUGUACUUCAACUACGACGCCGUGCCCGCCGCCCACCGCACUAUCAAGCGGAUUGCACUGGCCUCCUCUAUUGUGCUGGAGGCAACGAAGAACACCGAUCCGCCGCGCAAGAGCUUGCCUAGUAUUCGGACCCUCCCAGUGUUAUCGGCUACGUUCGAGGUGCCUAAUAUCCCGGCUAACCGGACAGUGGCCCCUGACUUUCCACUGAGCCCUUCUAGACGAAGUCGCACUUCUCAAGUCCUCAACGCCUACCUCCCCCUGGAGGCGGGCUCGGAAAGCAAGACGCGCCUCUGGCGGCAACCACUCAUCGAAUACCGCCGCGACACGGAUGGUUGGCGUGGCGGCGACGAACAAGAGCGUCCGUUCAGCUUUCCGGACAACGCCACGACAAGGCGCUGA
Molecule: messenger RNA, 1815 nt
Organism: Leishmania braziliensis MHOM/BR/75/M2904
Lineage: Eukaryota; Euglenozoa; Kinetoplastea; Trypanosomatida; Trypanosomatidae
Product: putative phosphatase
Exons: 1
Coding region: 1-1815 (604 amino acids)
Biological process (GO): cilium assembly; protein dephosphorylation
Molecular function (GO): protein tyrosine phosphatase activity; protein tyrosine/serine/threonine phosphatase activity
Source: RefSeq, a predicted model, not a curated record